AUUAAGAGUUCUGACUUGGGAUGAAAUAUUUUUCUUUAUUUCUGGCUAUGAUCAUAUCGUUAUAAAUUAUAUUCAUAGUGAUGUAUUCUUGAUUUUAUACCUCAUUAUUCCACGUGCCAUUUUGAUUAGUGAAACGCUAGCUGCUAUAUAGAAGACUGCCAAACUGGACGAAGUGACGAUAAUUGUGUGCUAUGAAACUUAAAGUAAUCGUGGAAGCUGUUUCAGAAAUGUUCAGUUAACGUUUAAUUGAUUGAUCACUAUUGUUUUUAACGCUGAAUAGUUAUAUAUUGGAUCAUUUAAAUAAUUUUUUCAUGUGAAACUCAUAUGGGUUAUAUCAAAGGCAGUUACAGUUUUAUCAAUUGACUAAAUUUUAAAAUAAGAUAAAUUUCAAAUAAUCAUGGCAGUAGAUUUUAAUGAAGUGAAAAUUAAUGUAAGAAGCUUGUUAACCAGUUCUCAAAAACCACUCAGUAUUUUACAGCUUCAAAAAGAUUACCGUGAACAAGAAGGAUGCAACUUACCUUAUAGAAGUUUAGGUUUUAGUUCAGUCAUUGAAUUGCUUCAAAAUAUGAAUGAUGUUUUAAUUGUCCCUCCAAAUCCAAAUGAGUCAUCCACAUUAUCUCUUAUUGUUGAUGAUAAGACCAAUCAUUUAAGAAUGCUUAUUGUUAAACAAAAAUCAAAUACUAAAAAAAAGAAAGCUAAACCUAAUAUGAAUAGACGAUAUGGAUAUCAAACAAGUUCUAAUGGAAACAAAACUUUUUCUGGACAUAGCUCUUAUAAUAAAACCAACAAUUAUGCAAGCAACAUCUCUCAAAAUAAUAGAAAUGGUUUUCAUAGAUACAAUAAUUCCUCUAUGAGUCAUAAUCAAUUAAAUCAAUCAUCUUCAUCAAUAAUUAAAAGUUAUUCUAAUUUGAAUAGAAAUGGUUUCAACCAAAAUAUAAAUUCUAGUAAUGGUUAUGUAACAGAUAAAUUACGUUCUGACAUAGAAAGAUUCAUACUUGAAAAUCAAAAGCCAAUAUCUUUGUGUCAAUUAGAAGAAAUAGUAAAACAACAUUCUGAUUGUUCAAUUUUGAAAAUAAACUGUAUGCAAGAUUUAAAAAAUCGAUUUAAAGAUUUUUUAAAUAUAAAUGAUACUAGUGUUUCUUUAAAAAAUACACUACAAUCUAAAACUAAUAUAGUUAGCUUACAUCAUAAUACAGAUGUUCAAAUUAAACCUUUAAGACCAUUUGAUUUUAAUAAAUUCUCAAAUAAUAAUACACUACCUAGUUUUUCAUCUAUAAAUCAUGAUAAUGACAAAGAUGAAAAUGUUAUAAAUUCAAAAGAAUAUGAUGGUAAUAAGCAAAAUACAGUGUCUGAUUCGUAUAGACGGUUAACAGAUAAUGGAUUAGAAGCAAAUAUACCUCAUGAUAAAAAUCAAAGUCAUAAUUAUGGAAAGAAUAAUAAAUUAAAUAGAUCAAUUGAAUCUUCGAUUGAUUAUAUAGAUAUAUGUAAAAAUCAAAAUAAGAUUAAAGCACUUGAAGUUGGUUUUUAUAAUAAAAAAAAAAACUCUGAUUUUGCUGAAAUUAGUUUAAGAAAAAAUAUUGAAUAUGUAAAAAAACUAUCAGAAAAUAAAAAAAAUAAAAAAGUUGAUACAGAACUUGUAAAUGGAAAGAAAUCUGAAUCUUGUUUUAUUACUAUAAAUGGUGAAAAUUCUCUAAAUAAUUCAAAUUUAUUUUUGCAUUCUACUCCAAAAAAAAAUAAUAAUGAUAAAAUAAUAUUGAAUGUAGACCAAUGUAUUCCCGAAGAAGUAAGGUUAAAUAUUGCAAGAAUAUUCAAAGUGUACUGUAAUGGUUUGAAUAUUGAGAAUUUUAAAUUCAUUUAUUCUAAAUUGUACUGUACUGUUCUUGAUCCAACUUAUUUUGGUUUUACAUCAAUUAAACAAUUGUUAAAAGAAUUAGAUCAAAUGAUUGAAAUACGUAAUAAUAUACUAUAUUCGAAAAAUGAACUUAUACUGUGUGAAAAUAUAGAUUUUAAAAAUAAAAACGAUUUUAUAUUAACGUGCAUUUGUUUAAGUAACGGAAUAGAAAUUUCUACAAUUAUAGAACAGCCAAUAUUGUCUUUCAAUAAGAACAAUUUAAAAAAAAUGCUGUUGGUUGAAACAUAUAAUCCAAGUUUAUUUUAUUUACAAUUAUGUAAUGAGGUUGAUGAAUUUAAUCGUUUAAUGAUGCGAAUGCAAAAUUGUUAUGAAACUGAAAAUAAAAACUAUCUUGUCAAACUAAAUCAAAUUUUACUAGGUUCAUUUUAUGCAUCUUCCUAUACUUCAUUUUCAAAUACAAAACAGUGGUAUAGAGUUAGAGUUAUAAGAGAAAUUAAUCCAACCACUGUUGAGGUUAUUCAUGUGGACUAUGGAACUGUUGAUAAUAUACCUAAGACUGAAUUACGAUUUUUGAAAAGUGAAUUUUGUAAUUUACCAUGUCAAGCGAUUCAUUGUUGUUUGACUGGUUAUAAUGAACUUGAUACAAUUGCAUCUGAAGUUACAAACGCAUUUUUAGAAAUCAUAAAUAUUAAUAAGGAGGUUUUGGUUAUAGUUGAUGAUCAUUUUAUAUUGAAUAAUCAGUGCCAAAUCUUGCAUGUCACCUUAUUCCAAAACAAAUCAAAUGAUUCAAAAAAACUAGAAAAUAUUAAUAAUGAGUUAACUAUAUGGCAUUUGAAACGUUAAGAAUUAUACAUUUACAAGACAACUUUUAUUGAACAGGACAAUAUAUGAUGCUACUGUAAGUUAUUCAUAAGUUAUUCAAUCUUCCGCAGUUAUCUAGAUGAUUAUAUUAUUCAACUUAUUUGUUAUAAG
Messenger RNA from Melanaphis sacchari, 2824 nucleotides. Its product is annotated as homeobox protein 4-like. The transcript has 14 exons. The record is from RefSeq and is a predicted model, not a curated record. NCBI's taxonomy places the organism in Eukaryota, Metazoa, Arthropoda, Insecta, Hemiptera, Aphididae. The coding region runs from base 398 to 2695 and encodes 765 amino acids. Gene Ontology annotation, biological process: spermatogenesis.